AUGUUCAUAAAUUCAGAUGACGCGAAGAUGACAACGUGGGAAUGCUCGGUUUGCUGGCAAGUCAUCGAGGAGCAUAGAAAGGCCGAUAUCAGGAAGCACCGAAUCUCCCACAUCAGAGAAAAUGACUGGGCAAAGCUAGAGAAAUCUGUCUCUCGUAGCAAAACGCAACAUUGGCUGAACGAGCAGACAGAACAGCCGACUGCUUUGACGACCUCAGCUCAAAACUCUGUCGGUGAUUCUCCUUGUACUAGCUUUGAGUCUCCUGGAAGUAACUUCAGUGUGGACGAAUCCUCGCCAGACAGAGCUCAAAAGAAGACCGGCUCAAAACUAGAAUCCCCAGUUCCAACGCCAGAGAGUUCGAAACCUCGAAGAUCCUUGUACAAAUGCGAUUUCUGCGAUUUCAAGGGAAAACGCGACGGAAUCGUCCGCCAUGUCAAAUUCGAUCACAAGGAAAAGCUCGACAAGUGGCGGACAAAACAGUCGGAUGUUCUGCACUUGCCAUGUGAUCAAUGCGACCGAUUCUUUGCUUCAAUGGACGACCGCGACGCGCACUUCAAAAUGAAGCACCUAAAACCCGAAAGCCUCAUCAGAGGAACUCCCGGAGGAACGAAACGGCAAGCGUCAGAGAUGAAGGACACGAGGAACAUGUCGCCGGCUGAUUCAGUCAGACUCUUCGUCCGAAAGAAGCUAGAAAAGCGUGAUUCUCGUUCGAAAUCAAAGACGAGAGAAUCUCUGCUGAAUUUGUGCAAAGAGUACACUUCUGGAACAUCGGAUUCGAAUCCCAAAGAGGCGGAAGGUCAAAAAGUCGAUGUGAUUUUAACCUGCCCAAGCAGCAGAGCGGAAGCUUUCUUCUCUGGGCGCCUUUCAUUUUGUCCCUAUCAUCCCUGCGAAGCGACUUUCAAGACUUCGUUAGCCCUUGAAGCUCACGUGAGCAGAAAGCACAACGACAAGUGGGAUCACUUCAUGCGAUCCCUUGACCGUCCAUAUCAGUGUCCCUCAUGUUCGUGGCGAUACUCCUCCUCUCAAAGUCUACGAGAACACCUUCGCAAAUACAAGAAGAUCUGUGCCUCAUAUAAACCUACCUCAGAAUGCACCAGGGAGCUUCUUUUCGAAGAAAGUUCGCUCAAAGCUGGUGAAGAACUUGCCGAAAAUCCAGCCGACCUUCGCCCCUACAUCGUUGACGAUUUGAUAGAUCGGAAUCGACGACUCUGCCCUUUCAAUGAACACUUCCAUUGCCAAUUUCGUUUCAGUUCAGAAGAAAAGCUCGCAGAUCACAUUCAAAAGUGGCAUCCUACUCAUUUCGCAACGUUCAUGCGAUGCAUUGACCGGCCAUUCAUCUGUGAAACAUGUGACUUUCGAUUCCCUGAUAUUGACCAGCUUCGAUUGCACAAGCAAAUGCGUCAAGGUGUGUGUUCUUCCUACAGUCGUGAUCUACACGAUGUUUACAUUCGGAAGCGUCCCCGAUCCGACGACAACAUGGAGUCUGACGACAACUACUCUGAAUAUGACCCCGAUAAAAUAUUCGAAGAUCCACUUCUGUUGGAAACUGCGAGUAUCAAGGGAGAACCAGAUCCUGUUCGAGAUUCGGAUGAAUUCAAGGAAGAAGCAGAGCCUGUUGCUGAGCCUGAAAAAACCUCCCAACCGCUGCUGAAAAUCAAAGUCAAGACUUAUUCCGAGAUGAUCCACUGCCCCUACUGCGAAGUGAGAUACAAUCUAGACGAAGACAGCCGAGCUCUGUACAAGCUGAUUUUCCACGUUUCCGCUCAUCACCCUCAACUAAACGCGGCUUUCCGUCGCAAAAAGACAACCUUUCUUCCCUACCAAUGCGAUAUCUGCCGCUUUUGCUUCGUCGACAGGGACCAGCUGGCCGAGCAUGAUUGCGAGAAGUCCCUUGAUGUUCCGCAAAUUAUUGAAGUAAUUUGCGAGCACUGUGGGGCGAGACUGUGCUCCGAGCCACGGUAUUGCAAGGAUAUGAUCGAUACGCAUAUGAAGAAUCGCCAUCGCGAUCGAUAUUUACAAUUCAGAAGUAAAAGAUCGGAGUACUUUAAUCUAAAGUGUCCUGGGUGUCUCUUCUAUUUCUCCAGCGAGAAGGCCCUCGAUCGGCAUGAAGAAAACUGUCGGCACCCGACCAACCCGCCCUUACUUGAUCCUGCAGAAGAUACCCUUUGA
This is a messenger RNA of Oikopleura dioica, 2169 nucleotides long. Lineage: Eukaryota; Metazoa; Chordata; Appendicularia; Copelata; Oikopleuridae. The record is from the annotation of a GenBank genome assembly.